Messenger RNA from Choloepus didactylus (southern two-toed sloth), 1099 nucleotides. Its product is annotated as olfactory receptor 2AG1-like. Bases 1 to 945 code for a protein of 314 amino acids. Gene Ontology annotation, molecular function: olfactory receptor activity; G protein-coupled receptor activity. Gene Ontology annotation, cellular component: membrane. NCBI's taxonomy places the organism in Eukaryota, Metazoa, Chordata, Mammalia, Pilosa, Megalonychidae. The transcript has a single exon. The record is from RefSeq and is a predicted model, not a curated record. Gene Ontology annotation, biological process: G protein-coupled receptor signaling pathway.
AUGGAGCCCUGGAACUCCACCUUGGGAAAUGGCUUCAUCUUGAUGGGGAUUCUGAAUGACAGUGGGUCUCCUGAGCUGCUCUGCUCCACAAUCGCUGUCCUGUACAUGUUGGCCCUGACCAGCAAUGGCCUGCUGCUCCUGGUCAUCACAGUGGAUGCCCGGCUCCACGUGCCCAUGUAUCUCCUGCUCAGCCAGCUUUCUCUCAUGGACCUGUUGUUUGCAUCUGCAGUGUCUCCCAAAACUAUUGUGGAUUAUCUGCAGGGUGAGAGCAUCAUCUCCUAUGGAGGCUGUGCCUUUCAGUUGUUUGCCAUCCUGAUCCUGGGUGGUGCAGAGGACCUCCUACUGGCCUUCAUGGCUUAUGACAGGUAUGUGGCCAUUUGCCAUCCUCUGAACUACAUGGUCCUCAUGAGGCCGAGGGUCUGUUGGCUCAUGGUGGCCGCAUCCUGGAUCCUGGCGUCCCUGAAUGCUGUGAUACACACCUCAUAUACUAUGCACUUCCCUUUCUGCAUGUCCCGGGAGAUUAGCCAUCUGGUCUGUGAGAUUCCAGCUCUUCUCAAGUUGGCCUGUGCAGACACCUCAACAUAUGAGCUCAUGGUAUAUGUGAUGGGUGUAACCUUUCUCAUGCCUCCCCUUGCUGCUAUCCUUGCCUCUUACACAUUUGUCCUAGUUGCUGUUUUCCACAUGUCCUCAGGUGAGGGGAGACAGAAAGCCCUCGUCACAUGCUCAUCACACCUGACUGUGGUAGGAAUGUACUAUGGAGCCGCCAUGUUUAUGUAUAUCUUGCCCAGUUCCUACCACAGUCCUCAAGAGGACAACAUCAUUUCUGUAUUUUAUUCUGUCAUUACUCCAGCCCUGAACCCUCUUAUCUAUAGUCUGAGAAACAAGGAGGUAAUAGGGGCCCUCAGAAGGGUACUGGGGAGAUGUGCCUCUGCCCAGAGACUGUAGAUGCCAAUGUCAUGUGGAAGCCUUAGAGCUUCCACGUGAUAUCCCAAUUCUGCUCUUGGUGUUGAGCCUUCUUCAAUAUUUUCAAAAUUUUAAAAAUCCAAAACAAUUGGAAUAGCCAUCAGUAAAUACCUGAAACUAUCAGCUACAACCCAGA